UGAAAUUUCUACGACAGUCCGGAAGUUUUAUUUGUCAAUAUAUAAAGGUAACAAUCGGGCUGGUUCUUUAGUAUCAAGUGACACUAGAUCGAAGACAGCACGGUCAAUUUGGAUAGACAACUAGUGGGUAAAGUCAACGUGGGACAGUGGAGAUUUCGGUGGUGUUUUCUUGUGGGUUUUAAACCGAUUCAGUCAAAACUCAGUUGAAACCGGAAGUUGAAAAGCGACGGUAUUUCAACCACAGUUGAGUAGAGCAGGUCUCUACUUGAAAAGUUUCUAUUCAUUGAGUUGAAUCAGCUUUACCAGCAGAACAAUGGGAGGAAAGGACUACUAUAAAAUUCUUGGCGUGGCCCGUGAGGCUGGUGAUGAUGACAUCAAAAAAGCCUACCGUAAAAUGGCCCUCAAAUACCACCCGGACAAAAACAAAAGUAAAGGUGCGGAAGAAAAAUUUAAGGAAAUCUCAGAGGCCUACGAAGUCUUGAGCGACAAAGAAAAGAGAGCUAUCUUUGAUAAGUACGGUGAGGAGGGUCUCAAGGGAGGGUCGGGCCCAGCAUCGGGGGGUGGAAGUGGUGGUAACUUCAAGUGGACGUAUCAUGGCGAUCCCAAUGCCACAUUUCAGAGUUUCUUCGGCGGUGAGGACCCGUUCAAGAUCUUCAUGAACUUUGGAGGGCCAGGAAGCAGUGGUGGACGAGGGGGUCAACAUAUAUUCUCGACCUCCACUGGAGGUGACCCGAUGGACGUUGACGAUGAUUUUGGAUUCCCUGGGUUUGGGAUGCCUGGAAUGCCAAGGAUGCCAGGUAUGCAAUCAGCCGGAAAGAGGCAGGACCCUUCUGUUCAUCAUGAUCUCAGAGUUUCCCUCGAAGACAUUAACAGAGGAUGUACAAAGAGAAUGAAGAUCUCAAGACAAGUGUUGAAUCCUGAUGGACGCUGUAAAAAGACUGAAGACAAAGUACUAGAAAUCAACGUCAAGCCGGGCUGGAAAGCUGGAACAAAAAUAACAUUUCCCAAAGAAGGCGACCAGUCACCGAACAGAAUACCAGCGGAUAUUGUAUUCACAUUGAAGGACAAACCACAUCAGUAUUUUCAGAGAGAUGGUAGUAAUUUGCACUACAAAGCCAAGGUUUCACUGAAACAGGCCCUUGUAGGAACCACACUACGCGUUCCCUCUAUUAACGGUGGCACAAUGUCUGUAGCCUGUAAUGAAAUCAUCAAGCCCAACUCAACAAAGAGGGUAAGUGGGGAAGGGCUCCCUCUACCCAAGCAACCCUCGCGCAAAGGAGACAUGAUCGUCAACUUUGAUAUCGUCUUCCCUGAUUACCUUAACAAGUCGACAAAGGAAGUUAUAUCUGAUUGCCUUCCGUAGAACUAUUACACAAACUCGUCCAAUGUGGUUUUAAAAUAACCGACAUAGAUUAUCUUUCUGGUGACUGUGGAAAUACACAAGGACUUGCAUCUUGUUUCAGCAGCCAGAGUGUUUUCAUCAACUCCCAAGACAAGUUUUUACAACCACAUCAGAAAGUAAGAAUCGUUAUUCAGUCUCAGGAGACGCUACCUUAUGCCCUUCCUGUUCAGGAGAAAAGAACACUUCAUAAUCAGAUGUUUGAUGCUGGUUAAACUUAACAGUACAAUGUAACUGAACAGGCUGGUUUGAGUGGGUGGAACUUUGUGUUGUAAUGCAAUGGGUGUAGUAAAGGUUUGAUGCUUACGUUGAAUCCUUAGCACAGUUGCUAUGUCAUUAACACUGCUAACCGUUAGUAAACUUCACUUUUUUGGUCUACCUAAUUUAAAUGAGGGAGAACACAUUUGGCUAUUUCAUGAUCAAACGUCAACAAGAAGUGUUUCUAGAUAGUUUGAUUGUAACAUGAUUGUUGUGAAAAGCAUCCACACUAAAUAUAUUUUAUUUCGUCUGUAAAAACAAAAGUUUAUAUCAUCACUAAUGGACAGUGUUGAUUUAAACAGACCUGAAAUUCUUUGAUGAAGAUAAGAGAUUAAAUUUUGUAAAGAGAAAUGAUAACUGCCACCAAAAAAAAAUCUCCCUUGAGGUGAUCAUUUAUUCAUUUAGUUUUGUAUUAGUAUAUUUGUUUAUUUAAUUAUUUGGUCAUCUUAUUUAUUUGUAACAAUUACUGUUGUUUUUUUCUGAGAAAACGGUCUGAAAGCUACCUUCUUGGAUAUGUUGGAUGAAAACAUUUAAAAGAUAACACUUCGGAAAGAAAGGGAAAUAAAGAGAAAACUGAAAUGUUACAGAA
Asterias rubens (European starfish) is the source of this 2246-nucleotide messenger RNA. Its product is annotated as dnaJ homolog subfamily B member 4-like. Gene Ontology annotation, biological process: negative regulation of transcription by RNA polymerase II. The coding region runs from base 314 to 1363 and encodes 349 amino acids. The record is from RefSeq and is a predicted model, not a curated record. Gene Ontology annotation, molecular function: protein-folding chaperone binding. Gene Ontology annotation, cellular component: cytosol. The transcript has 3 exons. Lineage: Eukaryota; Metazoa; Echinodermata; Asteroidea; Forcipulatida; Asteriidae.